Molecule: messenger RNA, 1056 nt
Organism: Salvia miltiorrhiza (redroot sage)
Lineage: Eukaryota; Viridiplantae; Streptophyta; Magnoliopsida; Lamiales; Lamiaceae
Exons: 2
Coding region: 152-880 (242 amino acids)
Source: RefSeq, a predicted model, not a curated record
AGAGAGGAUGAGGACCUCAACUCAUGGUCUCAUACUGGCCUCACAUUAGACUAUCUAAAAUGGAAGCUCCGAUAUAUUCUGAAAAAAUGUACUGUAUUAUAGUUUAACGCUCAAACAUUCUCUUUUUGCAGAAACUAAACAACACCAUAUAAUGGGGUGCCAAACCCUCCAUCUCAAUCCUCAAUUUCUCUACAACGCACCAAACACAAGACGUUUCUCUCUCCAACCAAACCUUAAACUCCUCAAAACUACCUCUCUAUCCUCCAACAACCUAAACGAACCACUUUCAACUGCCACAAUCAAUCAAACACAAAACCCCACAACUCAUUCAUCCAACGUUAACUUCAAAACUCUAGGAGAUUGCAAGCUCGGCAUUUCCCGAUACCCUGACUUCGACUACAAUGCUUCCGGCGGUGCAGGCUCCGGCACAGCCACAAAGCUUUCUGAUGGCCAAGUUUACGUCGAGUUUGACGUAAAAAAGCUCUCCAUUCCACCCCUAUCCACGGCCACAACCACCUUCUUAGGGCUGCCGCUGCCGCCUUUCCUCAAAAUUGACAUAGUCCCAGUGGCCUUCCAGGGAGAAAUCAACCAAGAAUCCGGCAAGGUUGAUCUCAAGUUCAUAGCCGAGUUCUGCUUCUCGGUCGGUAGCCUGUACAAAGCGCGGCCGCUGCUUGUGGAGACGGUGUUGACGUCGGAAGAAUCAAAGGGAAAAAUGAGAGAGGGAAGAGGAGAGCGAAUGGAUGGAGAUGGGAAAUGCAGGCUUGUUGGGGUGGCGACGGUUGAGCCCAUCAACGACCUUUUCAUGGACACAUUUCUUAGCCUCCCCACGGAAUGUCUCGCAAAUUUGAAUGCUGUUAUCUCAUUUUCAACCACAGAAUAAUACCCCCUUUAUUAAAAGAUACACAUAUCUCUCAAACUAUACUCAUGUAUUUACCUUGAUGAAAUAUUAAUCUGUAACAUAUAUAUAUGUAUGGCGUAUGUGAUGUAAGCCAUGUUCAAUGAUACAGCAAUGUAGUUCAGAUAUAAAAUGAAGAGUUGCAGGUGGUUUUUGCUGCA